Molecule: messenger RNA, 1315 nt
Organism: Dimorphilus gyrociliatus
Lineage: Eukaryota; Metazoa; Annelida; Polychaeta; Dinophilidae
Source: the annotation of a GenBank genome assembly
AAUGAAAUUAAAUGAGCACAUUGUAAAAGGGAUUGAAAAAGAUAUUUCUCCUUUCUAUUAUUACGAUUUAAAGGUUUUAGAGGAGACUUUAAUGACUGUGAAGAAUGAAUCUUCAAAAUAUAAUUACAAAGUACAUUAUGCUGUAAAAGCAAAUUUUAAUCCCAAAAUUAUGCGUUUAAUUUCCAAUUAUGGCUUUGGAGCUGAUUGCGUAAGUGGUAAUGAAAUAAUUCAUGCUUUAAAAAUGGGAUUUUCAAGUAAUGACAUCGUUUUGGCUGGUGUUGGAAAAACUGAUAGAGAAAUUCGUUUGGCAUUGGAAAAUAAUAUAUUUUGUCUGAAUGUUGAAUCUUUGGAAGAAUUGAAAAUAAUUAAUAAUAUUGCUCUUGAUAUGGGAAAAUUUGCUCCUGUAGCUCUUCGAUUAAAUCCUAAUAUUAAUGCAAAAACACACCAUUAUAUUACAACUGGUUUGUCAGAAAAUAAGUUUGGAAUACCUUUAACAAUGUUAGAUAACAUUUUGGAUGAAAUACAAACAAUGGAUAAUAUUUAUUUGAAAGGAUUACAUUUUCAUAUUGGUUCUCAGAUAACAGACUUAACCGUGUAUGAAGAUCUUUGUAAGCAGGUUAAUGAAAUACAAAUUGACUUGGAAAAGAGAAACAUUAACUUGGAUCACAUAAACGUUGGUGGUGGAUUGGGGAUUAAUUACAAUAAUCCAGAUGAUAGUGAGGCUUAUAAUGUUUCUAAUUAUUUUGCAUUAUUUGAUAAAUAUUUGGAUAAAAGACCAAACCAAAGUUUACACUUUGAAAUUGGUCGUUCGAUUGUUGGAACUUGUGGAUCGUUAAUUACAAAAGUUCUAUUCGUAAAAAAAGGUAUACAAACAGAUUUUGUGGUAGUCGAUGCCGGAAUGACAGAACUCAUUCGUCCAGCACUAUAUCAAUCAUAUCAUCAAAUAAAUAAUCUAAGUUCACUUGAUGAAAGUUGUAGAUACCAUGUAGUAGGUCCAAUUUGCGAGAGUUCCGAUUGCUUUGGUAAGAAUAUUAUUUUACCAAAGACAAGAAGAGGAGAUAUAAUUGCAAUUCGUAGUGCAGGAGCCUACGGACAAGUGAUGUCCUCCAGAUAUAAUCUUAGGAGUACAGCUCCAGCUCUCUAUAGUGAUGGUACGAAAGUUGGUUUUGAUGACAAACAACUAUUUCCAGACUCAAUUUUCACGGAUAAAGAUCAUUUUUUAACUCCAGCAAGGGCAGCAAGAAUGAAACCAACUGCAGGUGUUUGGUUAGCUUCUAGAGUACCUGGAAGUUGGAUUCAAGCAGACCUAUGUUAG